Messenger RNA from Paramuricea clavata, 1944 nucleotides. Lineage: Eukaryota; Metazoa; Cnidaria; Anthozoa; Malacalcyonacea; Plexauridae. The record is from the annotation of a GenBank genome assembly.
AUGUCUGUGUAUUCCUCAAGAAGCAGUUUGAGUAUGUCAGCCUGGUCCCGAGAUAGUCACGACGGUCGCGAAGAGGAGUCUAGAGAACUCCGUAGCCUCAACUCCACGGCUCUUUCGCAAUACAGUCAGCACACCAUGUACAGCCACCCGGUGCCUGGUUCUAUAACCUCGUCCGACCCACAUCAGGACCAACUGAAACGUUCCGAUAGAGAGUACGUCUUCGUCCAAAGACCUUUUGUGACGCCGCUACCUUUGGUGAACAGUUGGUUGCGGAAUAACUUUUUUGGCAGCCACCACCGAGCAAGUAACCGUGCAAGCCUUGGUAGUGAUCCAGGGAUCUCGAUGAUUGAUCAGGUAACAUGGAUCACGCGGGGUACAUCCAUCACUACCCCGCGUGAUCCAUGUUACCUGAUCAACAAUCAGAAAACAGAGGUAGUAUUGUGUGGCAUCCCAGGAGAUUCCACACAAGACUAUCCUAUGCUCGAAAUGGUCCGCUACCGAACACGCGGCUCGAUGAUUGAACUUCACCGGAAACCUCAGUGGACGUUUUCGACCGCUCGUAUGCGCUCGGCGGAGAUGUGUAGAUACAUGUCUCUGCCGAAUAUAUCCGCGGAGUUUGGACUGAAGAAUAGGAUUGCAUUCAAUGUUCAAGUCUUGGAGAGUUUGACGAGCAUGACGUCACAUCUUCAUCAUCAUCAGGACUCUUCUAUCGAGGAGAAAGAUGACAGCUUUGUGGAUAAUUUCGACAGUAUCAGCGUGGUGUUGCAGAAAGUUGAGAAGAGAGAUCAGGCAUUACGCGAUGCGGCGAGAGGUACGAGUAUUUUACACACUGUCAUCGUUUGUCUUUUUCAGGUAGUUCAGAUACAAACCACGACAGCUUAUUGUAGAAUACUACCUACACUGGACCACCAUGUUUGAGAUAUCUUUUUCAGGUAGUUCAGACACAAACCACGACAGCUUAUUGUAGAAUACUACCGCUACACUGGACCACCACGUUUGAGAUAUCUUUUUCAGGUAGUUCAGACACAAACUACGACAGCUUAUUGUAGAAUACUACCUACGCUGGACCACCACGUUUGAGAUAUCUUUUUCAGGGUAGUUCAGACACAAACCACGACCACCAUGUUUGAGAUAUCUUUUUCAGGUAGUUCAGACACAAACCACGACAGCUUAUUGUAGAAUACUACCUACACUGGACCACCACGUUUGAAUUUUUAGUUUCAGUCCAGUGCGAAGGACUGACAUAACGUACUUAUUUGUGUUUAUUAUUUUUAUGUUUUGUUACAAUCAGUUUUACUCAUUUUUACAGCAAAAAUGGAAGAGAACAGAACUCGUCGAGCGAGAAGACUUAGGUUGUUCAGAGAGCAGGAAGAAACGGAAGCAACAAGACCAGUACCGCCACAGGUAUAAUAGUUUUCAUCGAAUAACGGUCAUUGAAUACCUCUCAUAGACAUAUUUGGAUAGCUCGCAUGCCUUAAUACACUACGCUCAAUUUUGGUACCAUACCACUUUUUUGGUUCUUGGACUACCUAAAUAGGUAGUCCAAGAACCAAAAAAUUGGUACGGGUACCAAUUUUAUCCGUGCCGUACCAAAAAUUGAGCGUAGUGUAAACGGGGCUUUAGUUACCACUGUUCUGAUAAUGUAAGCAUAGAAUGAAACAAAUCUAGCCCAUAAUUGCCUUAGCCAGUUAGCCUGUUUACAGACUAUAUUACAGCAUAAUGGUCUGUACACAGGCCAAGCAUUGCAAAGCGAUUUAAAUUAUAUGUGUGUGAAUUGUGUGGCAACAGUGUUUUGAUCUGUCUACAUUUCUUUUAUCAAUUUUUUAGGUCACUCGUUCAAGCUUUAUUGAUAUUUUGAAGAAAGAAACAUACGAGCAAGUGUUUGUUCCUUUGCUUUUCCAUGUUGGCAAAGAGAUUGUGGCCCACAUGGCAGUCUUCAUCUGA